Molecule: messenger RNA, 876 nt
Organism: Saccharomyces mikatae IFO 1815
Lineage: Eukaryota; Fungi; Ascomycota; Saccharomycetes; Saccharomycetales; Saccharomycetaceae
Gene: VAB2
Product: Vab2p
Exons: 1
Coding region: 1-876 (291 amino acids)
Source: RefSeq, a predicted model, not a curated record
AUGGUGGCAGAUUUGACUAAAAGUAUACUAAAAUGGAAGCCAAAAAUAGAGUUUGAUGCCGUCGCGAGCAGUUCUUUUUACGAGGAUUUGAAGGGCUUACCUCCCCUUUCAUCUCAUAAAAAGUUAACACAGGCUGCUAUUUUCAAUAGUACUAAGCAUGAGUUACUGCAAGUUAAAAAAGACAUUCUUUCCAUCUAUCAAGUUGUCAGUAAGGAUAUUGAUGAGGAAUGCAAUCAGAUGCAACUGAUUGAACUUCAACUUAAAAAAUCUUUAAGAAAAGUGGAACAUAUCUAUAGGAAUGUUUCAAAGCAAAGAGCUUCUACUAAUUGCAUUAACGGAAAUGACCGUCUACUAACUAAUGCUAAAAAAAAGAUUGAUUCAUUAAAUGAACGACUCACAUCUAUCGAUGGUACUGUUACAGAUAUUGUUAACAGUUUUGUUGCAUUGGAUGCUAAUCUCCCGAAGAAAGCACAAUUACUUAAGAAUGACUCAAUAAAUGAAGCCCACUAUCCACUUCUUUUCGAUUUUCUGCGUAAGUUGUCUCCAAACCCUAUUGUUGCUGCUGGUGAAGCUGAUGAAACAGGUGCAACAGGUGCAACAGGUGGUCAAGAAGAUGACUUGUCUUCUUCUUUUUUGGAACAGGAUGAGUUACGAACGGAUAACCUAAAUACCUAUGGUGGGAAAUGUGAGUCACGAAAUGAUUCUUUAGCACCGUUUCAAUUUCAUAAUGGCAACUCAUCCAAUUCGAUAAGAUUUCUGCCCCCAACAAUUAACAAAAGAAGCGGCCCUUCAAUUGAAACUAAUUUUGAGAACAUUAGCGCAGACGGCCUUACAUACACCAAACAUCCUUUAGAAAACUCGAUGUCUUUGACUUGA